AUGGAGGUGCCCAACGCCAAGUUCCAGCGAGCUGCCUGCCUCUUGCUCCUGCUCCUGCUCUGCUCCCUGGCCACUGCCCGGCAGAGUCUGCCCGAGUGCUGCCGGCAGAAGACCUGCUCCUGCCGCAUCUAUGACCUCCUGCACGGCAUGGGCAACCACGCUGCCGGCAUCCUCACGCUGGGCAAGAGGAAGAGCAUCCCGCCGGCCUUCCAGAGCCGGCUCUACCGCCUGCUGCACAGCUCCGGCAACCAUGCCGCGGGCAUCCUCACCAUGGGCAAGCGCGGGGAGCACCCUGACACUGCCUGCCCCGACGCAUCGGGCUGCCCUGUGGGCGCGGACACCCAGCCGACGCCGGUGCUGCGGGGCGCUGACGCCAGCCCUGCCAGCCCCAAGGAGUGCCAGGGACACUCGGGGAAGGACCUGACCAAGAGCCAGGCCCAGGGAGCUGCAAAGAGCUUUUACUGA
Gymnogyps californianus (California condor) is the source of this 465-nucleotide messenger RNA. RefSeq names its product hypocretin neuropeptide precursor (gene HCRT). Gene Ontology annotation, biological process: feeding behavior; neuropeptide signaling pathway. Bases 1 to 465 code for a protein of 154 amino acids. NCBI's taxonomy places the organism in Eukaryota, Metazoa, Chordata, Aves, Accipitriformes, Cathartidae. The record is from RefSeq and is a predicted model, not a curated record. The transcript is spliced from 2 exons.